AUGGGAUCAACCAAAGGAAUAUAUUGUGUUGUAAAAUUCAUAGAAAUGCCUUUUUUGUACACAGAAGAAUAUCAAGUGGUGCCAUCUUCAUGGAUCGCACCGGGUGUAAGCGAGCAACAAGUUUUGGUAACAUUCCCGUUGAUGGACAAAACAAAACUUUUGAACGUAGUUAAAAAUAGGCGACCGGCCAGUGAAAAGUGGCUUUCGUUUCCAGCAACAAUUGAAUUCAUAACCGACAAUUUCGAUCACGCAAUGCUUUAUUUAGAUUUACUUCAAUAG
Microplitis mediator is the source of this 279-nucleotide messenger RNA. RefSeq lists its product as uncharacterized. The transcript has 2 exons. The record is from RefSeq and is a predicted model, not a curated record. Bases 1 to 279 code for a protein of 92 amino acids. NCBI's taxonomy places the organism in Eukaryota, Metazoa, Arthropoda, Insecta, Hymenoptera, Braconidae.